CGCGCCAUCUAUGUUUGUCUGUCACUAUGACUAACGUUUCUGGUUUGAAUCAUAGAUAUUAUGUUUGUUGAGAAGUGUGAUCUUUUGCUGUCGUGAUUUUCACUUAUUAAGUUCCGGAACUUUUCAGUAUAAAAAUUUUUAAGCUUUCAUUCUUGGACUUGCUACAGAAAGUGGUGUAUUGAAAUACAUUUGAAAUGUUAAAUUGUUGAUGGACCAAUGCCUUGCAAAUUUAUGAUGAAUUUUAAGAAGAAGAUAAACAGAGCGAUUUUUAAGUUACUAGUGUUGGAAACUUUUAUACGAGUGUGAAGUUGUGGACUUUUCACCUAAAGAUUGUUUUCACAAUAUCGUAGGCUCUCAAACCACACUACCAAUAAUAAAAAAAGGGUGAAAAAACAUGAAAACAGGGAACAAGAGUGAUUGUUGAAGUGUUCACUAUUCCGCGUAACGCGAUUCAGUUGCAUUUGUUGGGAGAGUUACUAUCACAAUUUUCUGCAAUACUUGGUCUAAGAUUCAUAUAAUUUCACAGUUCAACAUCAAUCUGUUUAGAGAUAGAUAGUAAUCCCGUUGUUAUGAUACUGUGGUCAAGGUUUUAUAUUUAAUUGCCAAGACAUGUUUUUACUGCUUUCUUAGCUGUGAAUGUUUUAUCAUCUGAUUAUUAUCCCAUGCAAGCAAUGACGAUUGCUGCAGGGUAGGAAUUCAUACACUAUAUCUGAUCUAUUUUACAUCUUGGUUAUAGGUUGUGUUACUUGCGUGUUUAGACUUUGACACUUAAUAUUAAGGUUUUAAGUGCAUAAUUUGGUGGUAAUUCCCUCAAGAGAAGAUCUUGCUCUGUUUUACUUAUGAUUAUGACCGUUAUUAUUUGAAGCUUAAUUUUGAGGCUUAGUACACAACUCGCAACAAAUGCUAAUAGUAGCAUUCUAUUUAUAUGUUUAAUUCACUCGUUGAACAAUUAUAAUCAUAGAUAUAAUGGAAAAGAAGAAAAGAAGAAAAGAAGAUCCCAGCCUGCUGUGAUGAAAAUACUGAAACUUUAUGGGCCAUUUUUUGUCUUCAUCAUUCAUAUUGUCAAAUGUAUCAUGAAUUCUCAGCUAUAUAUAUGUAUAUGUAUAAUGAAUGAAUAUAUCUCCAGGUAGUUUUACUUAAUCUUAUAUGCUAAGACAUUAAAGGAGCAUAUUAAACAGUUAAUACAUUCCUUUCUUGUAUCCGAAGUCCUUUAAUUUCCAUAUUUUACCAGUCCUUUUAUAUCUAAAUUGAAAAAUGGUUUCAAGUUGUUUAAUGACAGAUUGUUCUAAAAAUGAUUUAACUUCUCCUCAUCUUUUAACAUUUAAGUCAAUGCAUGUUGCUGAAUAUUGCGGUUGUUUUGAGUGUCCCUCCUCUUUUUUUUUUUUUUCCUUUGCCUCUUGAUCAGACAGGGACAGUUAGCGGAAAAGCGGGAAAUGUUAUGGACUGGAGUGUCAAUAAUGCAUUUAAAACAUUAAAAGAUAUGGAACCUAAGUCAGUGAUGGAUAUGGCUAUUAUUCCAAGUGUGGACUCAACAGAUAUUGGAUUGGGUUCUUCAGAGAAGGGCAAUGUUGCUUCCACCGCAAAACCAAGGAAGAAAACAAUGACAUCAGUUUUUCUGAAGUUUUUUGAAACAGCUCCUGAUGGGAAAAGUCGGAGGUGCAAGUUUUGUGGGCAGAGCUAUUCUAUUGCAACUGCCACUGGCAAUUUGGGGAGACACCUCACCAAUCGGCAUCCUGGAUAUGACAAAUCAGGGGAUACUGUCAGCACUAGCACCCAGCAAAGCAUCACCGUAUUUAGGAAACCUCAAACUCAAGCUAAAGCACCUCAGAUGGAACUUGAUCAUUUGAACUGGUUGCUCAUCAAGUGGCUUAUUUUAGCGUCUCUCCCCCCUUCUGCCUUGGAGGAGAAGUGGCUGGUCAACUCCUAUAAAUUCCUCAAUCCAUCAGUUCAACUCUGGUCAGGUGAGAAGUUCCAAGGGGUACUCCGUGAAGUUUUCAGGAGCAUGAGAGAAGAUGUAAGGGUCAUAUUGGAGCAGGUUUCAUCCAAGGUCUCAAUUACGCUUGAUUUCUGGGCCUCCUAUGAGCAAAUCUCUUAUAUGAGUAUCACAUGCCAGUGGAUUGAUGAAAACUGGACUUUUCAAAAGAUUCUUCUUGAUAUUUGUCAUAUUCCUUCUCCUUGUGGUGGGGCUGAGAUCUAUCACACUCUAGUGAGAGUCCUCAAAGAGUACAGCAUUGAAAACAGAGUCCUCUCCUGCACUCACGACAACAGUCCAGAUGCCAUGCAUGCUUGUCAUACGCUAAAAGAAGAUAUUGAUAGCCAGAAAGCGGGGCCUUUCUGCUAUGUUCCUUGUGCUGCUUGUACUUUGAACUCCAUCAUAAAUGAUGGAUUAAGAACUACAAAACCAAUUAUCUCUAAGGUCAGGGAGUUUGUACAAGAGAUGAAUGCAUCUGCUCAAAUCAAGGACGAAUUUGUAGAAUUUGCAGCAGCUUACCAUGAAGGUAGUUGGAAAUUUCCACUUGAUGCUUCAUCUCGAUGGAGUGGCAGUUACCAAAUGCUUGAUAUCGUGCGUAAGGCUGGUAAAUCCAUGGACACUGUAAUCAGAAAAUACGAGGAGACACUAGGUAGUAGAAUGCUGCUAAAUUCUGCAGAGAAGACUGCCAUGAACAUUGUGCACGCAUUUCUAGAACCCUUCUACAAAACCACAAACAACUUAUGUACAUACAAAGUUCUCACUGUUGGGCUGGUUGUCUUCUUCAUGGAUCACAUUUCUGAAAGGAUUGCUGCCUGCAGAGAUUCCCGCCUUAGCCCGGACUGGCUCAAGAGUGCUGCUGAAGACAUGGCAACAAAAGCCCGAAAGUACAAUGAGCAGGUUUGCAACAUAUUCACAUACAUGACUGCAAUCCUUGAUCCCCGCAUAAAAGUUGAGCUAAUUCCCGAGAGUCUCAACUCAGAGAACUAUCUAGAAGAGUCAAGAGCCCAUUUUAUUCGAAACUAUUCCACAGGUCAUUUUCCAUCGAUCACCAGUGGAUAUGGUGCUCCAGAACUGGAAGAUGGAGGAACUGUUUCAUUUGCAGAAGAAAUUGCUCGUAAGAAAAGAAGGGCAACCAUGAGCUUAGCAACUGAUGAACUGACCCAUUACCUCUCUGAGCCUCCAGCUCCUAUACCAACAGAUGUGUUGGAGUGGUGGAAGCUGAACAGCGCCCGCUACCCCCGGCUGUCUGUUAUGGCUCGGGACUUCUUGGCCGUCCAGGCCACUUCAGUGGCUCCCGAGGAGUUGUUUUGCUGCAAAGGAAAUGAGAUCGACAGACAGCGAAUCUGUAUUCCACAUAACAGCACACAGUCCCUUCUAUGUAUAAAGUCAUGGACGCAAGACGGGAUGAAGUUGAAAUACAGGUCAAGUGAGAUAGAUUAUGAGGGGUUGAUGGAAUUGGCGGCCACUGCAGCAGCAGAUAACAAUGCCGCAGGUUCAGACAAGAAACACAAAUCAUGACUCAGAAAUACUAGUGGAGGUUGUGUAGGAAAUUUUUACUUGGAGGACCAUAAGCAAAGGGGAAACAUGGGUAUGCAUCGAUGUAAAUAUCAGAAGAGAGAUAUCACUCAUGGAGGCGGGAGAUGAAUUUAUUUUGUCGUGGGGAUGCUUGGAAUAUCAGAAUUUGUGUAAGCCUAGUUGAUGGCAUUCAGAAACAUAGAUUAAUUUAAUAUUUUCCUCACUAUUGGCUUUGCUAUAUUUUCUGUCCUCGCUCCUUUCCCAGUUGCCAAACAAGUUGAAAAUGAACAGAAAGUCAAUUUUUUCCUGUCUCAGUCAGCAGUUUUUAGCACCUUAACUUCAACUUAGCAGCUUGCUCGUAACAGUGAUCUAACAGCUUGUGUAGUCUACUAAUGAUGCAGGUGAAAGAUUAUUAGGUCAAAGAAUCUUUUGAAGGGCUUGGCCUUAGGUCCCUGGAGGGGGUGCUGCUGCAAACCACUGUUCACAUUCAGAGGCUCGGUGCUAGUAAAGCUCGGGUAAUAAUACAAGGUGCUUAUACUCAGAUCUGUUUUUCCUUAAUUUCGUCUGAAAAAAAUUAUAUAUAUAUUUUUUGUGCAUGUAUUUGAUAGGCGUUUUGCAUGCGCUAACAUUUAGCAAUAGAUGUAAGAAGAUAAAUUAAUUUUUAAACUUUUUUUAAAAACCAAACAAAAUAAGCAAUUAAAAUGAAUAGUUUUUUGUAUGAUACACUGAAAGUAGCUAUACCCAUAAGUAUGCAUAAUGGAAAUGUAAUAAAUAGUGUCUAAUACCUCAAGAGAUUAGAGAAAUGUAAUAUAUAUCGAGGAUGAGUAAGUAAUGAAAUAACACCAGCUGAAUAUCUUUUGGGCUAAAUGUAAUCAAAGAAUUCUCGAGUUAAGCGUGCCUGAGUUAGGGUAGCUCAAGGAUGGAUGACCCUUGGGAAGUUUGUGUAGGCCUAUUAAGGUAAGUUGAUUCAGUUUUUUUUAUUGCUCGAUACGAGAUGUUACAUAAACAAUUUACCAUGAUGCGCUUACGCGAACUUUUCGGGAGUCAUUUCUAUUGUUCGACGUGGGAUGUUACAUAACGAUUCAAAGAAAUGCAGUGAAAAAGGAAGGAGGCAGAAUUGCCAUGCGCACUAUCCCUUUAUAAUAUAUUAGAUUUUACGGAAAUAGAAAUAGGAUUUGAUAAAAAAUAGAAAAAUGAUAUUUAAAAAAAAAAGUAAAAAAUGAAAAUGUGAGAUAAAAUGUAAAUUUAAAAAAUAUAAGAAUGAUUUUUGUAAAUAUAAUUUUUUAUACAAAAAAUUAUAAAAAUAGUUUAAUUAUAAUACAAACAAAUAUAAAUAAUAAACAUAAGUUUAAUAAUAUAUUUAAAUAAAUAUAAACAUAAAAUUGCGGUAUAUAAUAAAGAAUUAUGAGGUAGCGUUAUUAUCAUUAUGAUAGAAACUUGUAAUUAUGUUAAUUAAUUUGAUAGGUGGAGUGGAUGGUCCUAAUUUUACCAUUAAACUCAUUUUCUUAUGAAGAACCAAUUUUGCCCAACUCAAAAGCCAAGCCUAAGCCUUCCACGCCACCACAUUUCAAGUUACUGAUUAUUUUCGUGCAAAAUCAUUAAGAUAAAGUCAUUUUCAUUCAUGAAAUUUUGCUAUUAAAAUAAUAAUAUAAGAAAUUAAUCUUUAUCAAUUUCAAGGGAUCAUAAAGUAUGGGAAUAGCUCUCUUGAACAAAAAAUCAAAAAUACAGAAACACAAACACUGCUUGGAAAAAAAAUCGUUCCAAUGCUGUUCGCGGGCAUUGGAACGAUUUGGGACAAAUACCAACACAAACAUAAACAUAAUUCACAUCUCAUGUAUAUCAAUAUAAAUACAUACGCAAACACAAACAUAGUUCAUAUUUCAUUUAUAUCAAUGUAAAUACAAAUAUAAACACAACCAUAAAAACAAAGAAAAAAUACAAAGUAACAAUUAGAUGGAGUGAGAGAAAGAGAGAGAGAGAGAGAGAGGGGGGGAGAGGGUUAUGAAGGAAUGCUCGGCGACGACCGACAAAAGGAACGAUCGAUGGUGGGGUUUCAGGAUUCGACACUGAGAGAGGGGCGAUCUUCGGCGCAUGGCGGCAAUCGAACUUGAAAGCAAGGGAAUGGCGAUGAGAGAACACUCAGACUAGCAAGCGUUUGAUGACAGAAACAAAGCGAAGAAAGAAGAAGAAGAAGAAGAAGAAAAGAGAGGGAAAAAGAGGAUUUCGGCCUUCGGGGUGCAUGUGUGAGUGACAAUGACCGCUUGAUGCAUUUUUGGCCAAUUUAUGUGAAUUGUGAAAUGAUCUCGGAAUAUUUUGUAAUUUAUAGAAAUAAUUCGAAAAACGUUUCAGGUUAUUUUUUUCGUUUUUAAAAU
Diospyros lotus (date-plum) is the source of this 5859-nucleotide messenger RNA. Its product is annotated as zinc finger BED domain-containing protein DAYSLEEPER. Gene Ontology annotation, molecular function: DNA binding; protein dimerization activity. The transcript is spliced from 5 exons. The record is from RefSeq and is a predicted model, not a curated record. The coding region runs from base 1334 to 3490 and encodes 718 amino acids. NCBI's taxonomy places the organism in Eukaryota, Viridiplantae, Streptophyta, Magnoliopsida, Ericales, Ebenaceae.